Messenger RNA from Klebsormidium nitens, 1515 nucleotides. The record is from the annotation of a GenBank genome assembly. Lineage: Eukaryota; Viridiplantae; Streptophyta; Klebsormidiophyceae; Klebsormidiales; Klebsormidiaceae.
CUCUGCAGUCUGCUGCUUCUGUCAUUGGCGCUUUUCUCCCCUUAGGCCAGGGAGGGAAUAUUCACCGGAUGAUGCACUUUGUGAGCCGUUCUGCAUCUGGGAAGUAGCUUUGAGGUUGAGCCUUCGUAUGAUUGCCCAAUGAAGCCCUUUUUCCUCUUGCGCAACGCUGCCCGCACACUUUCUACGAGCACUGCCUCCGCAUGCGGAAUCCGCAGAGUCCCGCAACCAGAUCUGGAAACGUUUACCAAGAGCUUCUUUCAGGUGGAAUCUCCAGUCAUCAUCACUGACGCAAUCAGCAAAUGGCCUGCCGCCACCUGGACUCCAACAACAUUGGCGAGUCGCUUUCCAGAUAUCACCGUCCCAGUGGAAAUUUCACGUUGGAGUGAGAAGCUGAAACGCUGGGGUGAUUAUAGAGAUCUGUAUGCCGAGCCUGCUGAUGGUUGGGCCACUGGAGGGGAGGAGGUUUUUGCACCACACCAAGAGAUGCCGCUGAGCUUCUUCGUCGACACCUUCGUGCUCAACAAAGACGCACACCCCGAUGUUAACACAAAGUGGCGCGGCUACCUCGCCCAGCACAGCCUCCUUGACGAGAACCCUGAGAUGACGUCAGCAGUGAUAGAGCCUGAUUACAUCAAGGCCGGAAAGGGCCUCCACCAAAAGAACGUCUGGCUUGGACCUGCCGGAAUGAGCACGCCCCUGCACCAGGACCCUUAUCACAACCUCUUCGCCCAGAUCCAUGGGCGUAAGUACGUCCGAUUAUACCAUCCUCGAGACACCGCAGCCAUGCACCCGUUCCAGCACUCCCCUCUCCUGCGUAACACGUCCAAGGUCGACGUGGAGGCGUCCGAAACUUCGGACACGUGGCCGAACUUUGUUCGGACGCCGUUCUGGGAGUGCGAGCUGCAACCGGGGGAGAUGCUCUACGUGCCGCGCAAGUGGUGGCACUACGUCCGAGCGGUUGAUACGAGCCUGUCCAUAAGCUUCUGGUGGACCUGAGGCACGUGCCACCGCUACGUCAUUCUACCGCUGCUCUCGUCAGCAGUAAAGCACGUUCGCAAGCGUUCGGCACGUUUCAGUGGCUCCCUGUGGUCGAGACACGUGGCUUCUUCUAUCCGUACUGGGAUCUACGUCCAAGUACUGAAGGGUCGCCGACCGUGGAACAUUGCUAUGGCUAUCUACAGCGAGUGUUUUCGAGGGUGGGGCUUUUAUUGGGAAGAGAAACACCGGAGCAUGGAGAAAAAGACGGGUCUGUCACUGCAUAAAAUCGGAUUGUCUUUUCCAUGCAUAACAACGCUUCAAAGAGCUUAGGGGCAUCGGGAGUGCCUAGCUGAUCUUGUAAAAUACCGAUGCGCACAAGCCUCAACUGUCCAUUGGCUGCGGUAUGGUAAGUCCACCAAUGUAAGCCGCUGAUAUCGUGGCAGUAUUUACUUAAUACAAUCAGAGAGAGAUAAUCGGACGGAUAGUUCCAGUUUGAGACAUAAUGAUAUUGUUCGGAUCAUGUCAAGUCGAGCCAGG